Molecule: messenger RNA, 8956 nt
Organism: Centropristis striata (black sea bass)
Lineage: Eukaryota; Metazoa; Chordata; Actinopteri; Perciformes; Serranidae
Gene: aard
Product: ankyrin repeat domain-containing protein 26
Exons: 45
Coding region: 740-7936 (2398 amino acids)
Molecular function (GO): protein binding
Source: RefSeq, a predicted model, not a curated record
GCUUUGAUUUUUUAGCAUUUGCUAAUUAGCAUCGCGUUAAGUUUGUUUCACUUAGGUUAGCAUUGGCUAAUGACUCCUGCUCGCUCGUUGGAAGAACAGCACAAGUAUCCUUGAAACCGAGCCGAGUCUUGCUAAAGUUGGCUGUAUUUACCUGUGGCGACAAGGACAGUCCCCCGCUGUGCUCCUGUCUGCCUCAAAUCCGCUUUUAAAUGUGGCGGUUUGCAUCAUUUGUGAAGUGACGACGUGGGAGGCGCAGCACGGAGCCAACUGAAGCUAACGUUAGGUUGCUAGGCAACAAAUAAUCCAAAAUAUACGCAUAGUUUUUUUAAACUAGCCAAAAUGUAAGCAUUUUCUUUUGUAGCAGAUGUAGCAGCGUUUAUUCUAUAAUAGGACCAAAAAACUGACUUCUUUUAAUUAUCAACAUCAGAUUGGAUAAACUGAAAAUAACGUCACGUUAGCUUACAAUUUGGUAACGGUCAGUUACCAUGGUGACAAGCCACAAGAUAUAACGCUCACUAACGGCCAUAUAAACAGCACUGAGCAACCUUAGCCCACUCGGACAUGUUCGGUUCUAAUCGCAUUAAAAUCCUACUAAUGGGACGCUGACAUGCUUUGGUGCUAAACCACGUAGAAGACGUCCUGGUUGUAAGGGAUGGAAGAGCCGCCUGUGGUGAUCCUCCAACACCUGAUGAGUGGCAGGUAGUGAGGGUGCAAAAGAAAUGUUGUGCAGUCCUGUACAAUGAAGAAGAUAUUCAAUUUUACUAAGAAGAGGAAAACCCCAUCCGGUACUCCUGACAACGGGAGUGUGCUUUCUGCUGGCUAUGAACUGAAAGAAAAGGACCUCGGGAAGGUUCACAAGGCUGCCUCAGUUGGUGAUUUGGCAAAGUUGAAGCAGCUUGCUAAAAAGAAUGAUAUCAAUCAGCUUGACAAGGAGAACAGGACUGCACUUCAUAUUGCCUGCGCCAGUGGACAUGGCGAGGUGGUACAAUUCCUCGUUGAGAGCAAAGCCAAGCUUAACCUAUGUGACAAUCAAAAUAGAUCCGCCUUAAUGAAGGCCGUGCAGGGCCAGCAUGAACGCUGUGUAAACAUACUGCUGGAGAAUCAUGCCGAUCCUAACCUGGUCGACAUCAAUGGCAAUACGGCCUUACAUCUAGCAGCGAACAUCCCAUCCAUUUCCACCACUGUCCUGCUGCUGGAGCAUGAGGCUAACAUCAAUGCACAAAAUAAGGAGGGAUUCACACCAUUGACGGUGGCAGUCCGUGAGGACCACAUUGAUAUGGCGGAGUUACUUAUCAAGGAGGGUGCUGAUGUUAAUUUUAAGGACCAAGGCCAAAGGUCCCCAUUAAUGAUAGCUGCUGGCAAUGGACAAAUUUCUAUGUUGAGGCUGCUUUUGCGGUUUAACGCAGAUAUCACACUAAAGGAUACCAAAGGAUGGUCAGCUGAUGACUACGCAGUGAUGAAUGGGCAUCAUCCUUGUUCCCUCCUGAUCAUUGAGCACAGUACCCAGAGGAAUGAUGGGCCCUCCGUAUCACAACAAGGUCCAAGCAAGAAGAAGAAGAAAACACUGUUGGGCAGUCCUUCCCAAGACGUUGAAGCAGGCUUCUCUUUUGGAGGACCAGCCACUGACAAAGAUGAGCAUGGAGCAAAUGAAGCAGGGGGAGAUUUUGAGGACAAUUCUCAGUCGGAGUCUCUAAGUCGAGUUUCAAAAAGUGCUGCAGAUGAAUGGCCUUCGUCAGAAGACGAUGAUGAAUCGGUUUUGAUUGAAAAGAAACCACUGAAGGUAAACCUCAGGAAAAUGAUUGCAACUAAAAGGGGAGAAGCUUCUGCACCGCCUGACAGAUCCUUGAGCGGUACAGAAUCUGAGCCAGAGAGUGAGAAUAGAGUCCAGACAAUUCCAUCCCUCCCACCAUCCAGAAAAGCACCACAGCGCCCAGUAGUUCCCUUUCCUGUUUCCUUCCUUUCCAAAGCACCCCAGAUGACUUCUACCCCUCUUCCAAGCUUCAGAAAGGAAGAAGAUUCCACUGGGGAUGAAGAUGAUAAUGACCAAGAAGAGGAGAAAGAUGAUGACGACGACGAUGAUGAGGAGGAGGAAGAAGAGGAAGAAGAUGCCUCAGAUGAACAUGAUCAGCCUGAACGGACUGCAGAAUCCCUUAAUGCCACUUCACCAUUUCCUGAGACAGAAGUCUCUAAAGAUAAGAAAAGAGAUUUAAUGUCCGAGUUGGGUCUGGAGAAGGGAGAGGAAGAACAGGACUCCUGGGACUCUGAGUCCCAGUCUGAAAGUCGGAAUACGCCCCAUGAAGAGAAACAAAGCUUGUGUACUCAGGGUCAAACAGAGAUGUCCACUGUUGAAGAAGAGCUUAAAGAAAACUUGUUUUAUAUUCCCUCUUUUUUAAGAGGGGAAGGAAGCAAUAGGAUGGCAGUCAUAGAGCCUCGGAGGAAUGUAGGCAGGCCAAGAAGCAGCCAGGGAGAGGUUGGAGAUGACAAUAAUGGUGAUAAGGGAGGCGAACAUGUUGAUGAAGAUGAUACUAUACAGAAAGAGACUGACAAGGCAAAAUGGGAACCACUUCGUGUUUUGAGUAACCUUGAAGGAGAUAAUGAAGGAAAGACAGACUUAAUGGAAGAGCUUGGUCUUGGGGAUGUUGACGAUCUUGAAGAUGCAUCAGAUUGGGACUCGGCCAGUACGACCAGUAAGAGAACCUUACCUGGCCGCAGAAUGCUCUCCCCUGGACUCGAGGAGUUCCCAGAAUGCUCCUAUCCAUCUGUUAAAGAGCAGGAUGAGGACAUAGUUCCCGUAGCACCCCCGACACCUCAGAGGAGCAUUAACUCCAACAAGACACCGCCCAGCACACCCCCUCAACCAGCACCCCAACCCACACCUCGAGCAAGGAAGAUGGUGCUUCAGACACCAGAGAGUGAAGAAGAGUCAGAUUGGGAACCAGACAAUGUUGCACCCUCUUGCAAUGCAAGUGCAAUUGACAAUCAGCUGCAAAACACAGCUGAGGCUGUGGGUAAACCAGGUUCUCCUGAGCUCUCACCGACGGCAAGAGACAGUGAAAGUAGUGAAGAGUCUGAAGAGCAGCAACAAAAGGAGAUAGAUGACCCAAUAGAUAAGUGUGAGUUUGAUCUAAAUAACCCAUGUCCAUCUGGUCAUGUGGCCUCCGACUGUGGAGAAAAGGAUAAUGACUUUAGAGAUCAACACAGCCCUGAAGAGAAGGGUGCAGCCGGGGAAAACGUACCGUGGGAGAAUCGUUACGAGAAGCUUUGGGUCGAGGUGGAGAAACGUGAGGUAAAAUCCACCUUCAAGAAUGUUGCUGGUGAGUUAAAAGAGAGGUUUGGAGAGCUGCUUAAAUCAAGAUGUUCUGCAGAAGACAGCACAGAAGAACAGGCCAUGGCUGAAUCUGUUUCUGCAGGAGAAGAAUCAAGUGAUGAAGAAGAGGGGGAAGUCAUUGUGCGCCCCAUGGCCAGAGCAAGGAGUACCGUCCUUCUCACCAUACCCGAGCAGAGGGAGUCUGGACUGGAAGACUCAGCGACAGAGUCAACUGACAACUCCUUAUGCGAGGACCGGAUGCAGGUCCGUGAGCCAGCUAGAGAGAUCAACAUGUGUCAAGGGCCAGAUCUACUCACUGAUGAUGUUCUGGACGAGUGCAGCUCUCCUUCACCACAACUCACCAUAGCACAGAGAGACGACUGCAUACAUCCUGUUAGUGCAGAUUUUACUGAUACCAUACCCAUGUCUAGAGUUGACCAUAGCACAUUCCUAAAAGAUGAGGCCAAACAUGGGCCCUUCCAGAAACCACAUCUGGACUUUGUCUGGAAAGACAACACUUCAAAUUUGGAUAAAGCUGAGAAAAACAGUGUGAGUUCAGAAGAGGAUCCCGAGGAAUUCACCAAGUCUCGCCCCCCCUCACUAAGCAGACGUUCAGCAUCUAUCCCAGGUGUUUCUGAUGAAGAGCUGGAAGAGGACAUGGAAAGAUAUAAACUCGAGCCUGAUAAAGAGACGACAAAGACUGCAAUGGAGGUGCAAAGGUCCAGUACUUCCUGGGAUACUGGUGGAUCGGCUUUGGAAGAAGUGGGUACUGAGAAACCUGAGACCAGGUUACCAUCCCUGUCAAGUCAAGCUGGAGCAGUUCAUCAGGAACAGCAGCUUACAGCCACCAAGAGCACCAACGGGGCACCAGUACAAUUGCACCUCCCACUUCAGCAGACCUACAAUAGCAUCAAACAGGAAGGACAAGCUGUAGAUGAGACCUCACGACUGGAGCUGGUCAGGGGGGCCCGGCGCAGCAGAGCCCCUCAGACCAACACUCAUGUCAAUGGAGAUCCUCUGUCUGUGUUUGAUGAUAGCACUUUAAGUGACGUGUCGGACGAUGAAGGAAGGUUUCCAACCAGUGGACAACAGAAAAACGAGAAUCCAGAGGAAAUGGAGAAUGCAGAAGACUUUGAUGAACUCACUCAGUCAUCUGACACAGCCACAGAUGACAUCGACUCUCCCACUUCAGGCUAUCGUCAUGCGUCGCUCCUCAUUCAAAAGCUGGACUCAGCCACUUUAGACUCGAGAAGCAUGGUGAAGCUGCAGAACAUUUUCCACGAAUACGAGCGUUCCAUCCAAAAGGCGAGGAGUCGCCACGGGUACCUGUCAGACAAGGUGACCCAGCUGGAAAUGGAAAGGGCAGAGCUUAAAAGCUCUUUGGAAGAAGUUAAAGAUUUUAAAUCUGCCUUGGAGCGCAACCAACUGGAACUGCAGACCGAGGUCACAAACCUCAAAUUUCAGCUGAAACAGGAGCAGGAAAAUCGUCGCAACGCCACCAUGAUGUACAACACAACCAGAGAUAAGCUGAGGAGGACGGAGGAGCAGCAUCAGUUAGAGGUUCAGGAGAGACAGAAAGUGGAGCUCACCCUCAGGAAUCUGGAGCUUGAGAUGAGGACAUUAGUCAACAACAUUAAACAGCUUGAAGAGGACCACAGUGAGACACAGAGACUGCUGGCUCAAGAGCGCAGUGCUCGGACGCUGCAGGAAAAUCUUCUCAACAGCCAUCUCCGUAAGCAGCAAGAGAUCGAGGACGAGAACAAGAGAAACAUAAGCAAAAGCAAUGAGGCUUUGUCUCAGCUCACUGAAGCCAGUGACCGGGAGAGGGAGCUGCUCCAGCAGACUUCUACGCUCCAGGAGCAGUUGUCUAUCGUGAGAACAGAUCUUGAGCGUUUGCAGGCCAAUAGCAGUCUCAAAGAGAGCCACCUCUUGGAGGAGAACGACACCCUCAAGGAACAGCUAGAAGAUGCUCGUCGAGAUCUCAAACUCAACAGCGAAGCCCUGACCCAAACUGUCUUCAACUGCAAUAACCAGGUGACUGCCCUGAAGUCUGAGCUGGCUAUAACAACAACCCGUCUGGAAAAUGAGCGGCAGACUCGCGAAGCCCUGGAAGGAGAGGUCGAGUCCACUCGUACCCGCUUGGCUGGAGCCGUAAAGGAGGCAGAGCUUUGCCAGGCAGCUCACACAGACACAGAGAGAGCUCUGCUCCGAGAGAAAGAGGAACACCAGCGUCUUAAAGACAGACUCACAGGUGAUGCAGCCAGUCAGCGUGAGGCAAUCAGCAGCCUGUCCCAGAAGCUGGCCAAGGCGGAGACUCGAGCAAACAGCAUGGAGAACGAAGUCCAUCGGGCCACACUGCAGCUGACAGAGAAAGGCUUACUGCUGGAGGUCCAGCAGCGGGAGAAGGACCAGGUGGCUGUACGCGUCAAGGAGCUAGAAGCAGCUCUGCAGGCAGAGAGGGAACAGGCCAGCCGUGCCGGAGCACGCCAAGAGGCCACACAGGAGCGGCUAGCCCAAACCCAGAGUGAGGGCAUGUUACUACGGCAACAGCUAGAGGAGGCCCAAAACAAAGGUGUAGCAAAGGAGCGUGCUGUGACGGAUGCCCAAGAGCGCUUCAGUGACAUUCUGUCCAAGCUGCGAUCUGACUCCGAAGAGAGAGUACAACUAGUGGAGGACAGGAAUAAGGAGCUCGCCAGUAAGGCUGCUGACCUCCGAGAUCAGAUCUACAAGUUGGAGGAAGAGAAGAGCGAAAGAGAGACUAGUCUAAGGCAGCUGCAGCAGGAGCUAGCUGACUCGCUCAAGAAGCUGUCAAUGAGUGAAGCUUCCCUGGAGGUCAACACACGCUACCGCAAUGACCUGGAGGAGGAGAAGGCUCGGCUCCACAAAGACUUGGACCGGCUCAAAGGAAAGCUGGAGGAGAGCGAAGACCAGUAUGUGCAGGCUGAAAGACGUAUUAACAGUUUGAAGAGCAGUCUGGAUGAAAGGGAGAAGGAACUCGCCUCUGCUGCUCUGAAACACCAGGAGGCGCUGUCUGCCUCAGGAGCAACGGAUCUCACCAUCAAACAGCUGGAGGAAGCUGUGCAAAGGCUUGAGAUCGAGAACGCCAGGCUGGAAGCUGCCGCAAAGCAACAGUCCAACAAAAUUGAAGCGCUUCAGAAAGGGGCUCAGGAAUCUGCUAUGCUACCUGACUGCUCUCCAGGAGAAGGGGUCAGAGGUCAUUUGGAGAACCUGGUUACAAACCUCCAAAGCAGUAAGAUGACUUUGGAAGACCAACUCAGUCGAGAGGUCCAGAAGCAGAGCAUGCUGUCUCACACAGCCCAGGACUCUCAGGCCUUGUGGGAGGAGGAGCUGAAGAGCCGUUCAAAGUUAGGACUGCGCCUGGCUGAGCUUGAAAAGGAAAAAGGAGACCUGGGCACCCAGAUGGAAAUAGAAAAGAAGAAAGCAAAGAAAAUAGCAGAGCAGAAGAAGGCUAUCGACACCCGGCUGGACCAAGAGAUGAAGAGGAACACAGAGCUCCAAAAAGAAAUGUACAGGCUGCGUACUUUAUUGAAGACUGCAAAGAAGAAAUUGCGGGACCAGGACACGGCUGGAGCAGAAUUUGGCUCUCCUAUGAGCAGUCUGCGGAUGGACGUUGGCAGACGCAGUCAGGUCGAUGCUUCCUUUGGACAGAUGAAAGAAAAGGUGGACGAUCUGCAGAUGAGGCUGGAGAAGGAAGGAUCCCGCCGCAGCCAGCUAGAGAAGGUGAACGGGGACCUUAAAGACCAGCUGGCCUCCCUUAAGGGCUUGAGCCGCAGUAGUGACCAACUGGAGAGGAGUAAGAGGCAGCUGGAGGAGGAGGUGCUGGACCUGAGACGGCGAAUGGAAGCCGCUCAGAUGGAGCAAAGCCAGGUGGAGCAGUACCGCCGUGACGCAGAGGACAGGGCCCGUCAGGAGAUACAACAGAAACUGGAGCAGGUCAACAUUUUCCUGCAGUCCCAGGCAGCAUCCCAAGAAGCAUUGGAUCAGAUUAAAGCGGCCAAUGAGGCCAACCUGCGAUCCCAGAUGGAGCAGAAGAUCCGGGAGCUGGAGGGGGAACUGGGCCGAGCCCGCGCCAACAGUCAUGACAGCCUUAACCAGAGAGACUCCACGCGCACGGAGCUAGAUCGCUAUCGACAACUCUACACAGAGGAGCUGCGCAUACGCAAGUCCCUGGCUGCCAAACUAGAGAGGGCCAACAGUCGGCUCGCAGAAGCCAAUUCCAAGUUACUCAACGAGCGCAGCAGGUCCCUGAUCACCAGCAGCAUUGCGAACGGAAGCCUCGGAGGGCCCUCGCUGGACGUGGGCUCUUUGGGUUCACCGGCACACUACGGGGCCACACUGGGGCCCCUCAACAGGAGCCUAGGCCUUGGACUCUCCUUCCUCAGCCCUGUGACUGAGGGCCAGAACAGCAGGGUGGAGGACUACCUAGCCAAGAUGCAGAAUGAGUUGGAUAGAAACAUAUCAAAGGAAUUAAACAACGCCACAGCAGAGCUGGACGCUGCUUCAGCCCGUAUGUCCCCGGUGGGCUCUGCCUCCAGGGUGGAGCUGGACCCCGUCAGCAGGGCAACGCAGCAGUACUUGGAGGUACUAAAGAAGAACAAUAUGAUCUGAACACACAUCGCUGCUUCUCCCAGUCAAACAUUUUAUUCCAGCCAUUGAAAACUUAAUUAUUGACUGAACCGAGGCCAAAACCACCGCCCAGUCGUUUAACAGCAAGGAUCCAGCUUUAUGUAUUUACUCUCCCUUCUUUUAUAAAAAAAUAAACAUAAUGCACAUUGCACUUAACCACUCAGGAGCAAAGGGAAUGAGUCAUAUAUAUAUAUAUAUAUUGCAUCAUUGAUGGGUACAAUUAGAGAGAACCUCGAAAGUAUUUGUUCCUUCUGAUUAAUUCUGUUCAAUCUGUUACAGUUUUGUUUCUAUUAGCACAGUAUAUAUAUAUAUAUAUAUAUAUAUAUAUAUACACGCAGAAUUUUGGCUUGGAUUUUUAUUUGUGAAUAUUGGUGUUGCUAAAUUUGAAUUUAUAAGUAUUUGAUGUAUGCAUCAUUGAUCAUUUUGCCAAGAUAUUACAUUUGGUACGUGCCAUCAAAUGGUGCAAUAUCUGUCUUGGUCUUACUUUAUUAGACUCAUUGGAGUAUUGUGUUUUAUGAUUAUUUUAUUUAUUCAAUUUUUUUUAUGAACAUGAUAUACUUGAAUAAGACGAGCUGGAAUUCUCUCUGGCUAUUGAAACAGGGUGACAACAUUUGUAUGACUGUCAUUUCAGCUUGUGGUUGGCUUGUUUUUAGGGCCACCAAAAGUGAAACACGUGUUUUUUGUUUGAUAGUUUUUCAUUAUUCAUAGAUACUGUAACAGAUUACAUAUAGGGAAACAUUUAUGACGCCUGUACAUAACAGAAGACUUUAAAGUUGUAAAUAAAAUAAAAAAUGAAAGUAAAAAGACUUUGUCUAGAGUGGAAAUGAGAAACGAAAGGGCUUUGUGUCAGUUUCUUGUAGAUCUAUCACUAAGAUGCUGAAAAUGAAUCUAAAAAAUGUAACUAAUGUGAUUUGUUUUUAAUUUUCCCUAAACGAUCUACAUAUUAUACAUGUCUUAAUAAUAGCAAAACAACAAAAAAAGGAGAAGAAAACUAAAGUUUAA